Molecule: messenger RNA, 573 nt
Organism: Acanthamoeba castellanii str. Neff
Lineage: Eukaryota; Discosea; Longamoebia; Acanthamoebidae
Product: alkylated dna repair protein alkb 7 family protein
Exons: 4
Coding region: 1-573 (190 amino acids)
Biological process (GO): fatty acid metabolic process; DNA damage response
Cellular component (GO): mitochondrial matrix
Source: RefSeq, a predicted model, not a curated record
AUGGUACGAGAGCUGGAGGCAGUGUUCAAGGGCAAGCGCUACUCGUUUGCAGAGCAUUGGGACCAGGUUAUCAUCGGCUAUCGAGAAUGCGAGCGAGCACUGUUCAAGUUCUCGCCCAAGAAUCAACACACCAUCGAGCGGCUUACCGACGCCAUUGGUUCCGAGGUGAAGCUCUUCCCUCACGUGCACGUUCUCGACAUCCACGAGCUGACACCGCGAGGAACGCAGGACGGCGAGAUGAAACCGCACGUCGACAGCGUCAAGUUCUCCGGCGGGGUGGUGGCUGGUCUGAGCCUGCUCUCGCCCUGCGUCUUCGAGCUCCACCACGAGAAGAGCCCGGCGCGGGUCCACCUCCUGCUCGAGCCCGGCACCUUCUACAUCAUGCAGGGCGACGCGCGGUACGAGUGGGCGCACGGGAUACGGAAGGGUGCAGUGAGCUUCAAGGGGAGGGACAUCACCCGCACGCGUCGGCUAUCGGUGAUGCUGCGCGACUUCAAGGAGGACGACAUUCUCCAGGACCAUCACAUGGCCACCACGCACAACGCACCACCAACGCCACCACGACAGUACUAG